GACCAUUGUUUGAUCCCCGUCACAUGAAGCAGCCUCGCGCGCGCGUCUCUGUUGACGCGUGUCACCGGCCACCUUGUGUGUGUGCACCGCCCAGUACGCACUGCAGUCCCAUGGCCUCGGAUGGGUCACAUUGUGCGGCGAUACGACAACGCUGGCGGCGGCCGUUCGGUUUUGACCUGGUUUUAGACGGUCUCCUGCAGUAAGACCAACUCGGUCCAGAGAAGGCUUUUUGGUAGACGGCCAGUUACUUGCACUUCGAACGUAAAGCGAAGAGACUCAGCACAGGUAAGUACGUGAUCCCAUUCGAACUUCGCAGCAAACAUGAAAGGACCCGGCUACGCGACGUGGACAAUUCUUGGAGUGGUGACAAUUGUACAAGGCAUGGGCUGGAACCACGACCUGUCGCGACCCGUGCGCGACGACUGCUGCCGGGACCCGGACAAGUGCUGUCCGUACGGCUACCGGUGCGACAUGCGGUACCGAAACUGCGUGCGAAUCACCGGCGACGCCAAUCCGGUCUACGCGUCCACCUCAAUGUCCAGCACGCGCACCCAGCCCAUCAGCAACUACGCGACGGGCACUCGCGGCUACUACUCUUCCUCGUCGUACUCCUCAACCGGACGCUACGGCGUGCCGGACCAGGGAUUCGCACUCUCGCAGAACAACUUCCUACGAUCGGACAACUGCCCAACUGGCACGUACUGCUGGGACAUCGACACCUGUUGCCUCAUCACACACGGCUACAACAACCUGUGGACGCGAGUGGAAUCCACCUGCUGCACGCGCUACAACAGCCCAAACUGUCAGAGGGUUCGCGGCUGCAGAGUAACCAUGGGUGACCAGAGGUACAAGUCGUACCGGGAGACUUUCACUCGCAGACCGGCCUACUACGGGGCAGCGCACCAGACGGCCGUUCCACCGGCUGCAACUGUGCUGGCACUUGCAGCAUCGCUUCGCGGGCUUGCGCUGUACACUUCCAAAAUGUGACAAAUAAACUUUGGGGAAGGGCCAGAGGGAGAAGUCCCAACAUUCCAGAGGUCAUUCUGG
This is a messenger RNA of Rhipicephalus sanguineus (brown dog tick), 1047 nucleotides long. RefSeq lists its product as uncharacterized. The record is from RefSeq and is a predicted model, not a curated record. NCBI's taxonomy places the organism in Eukaryota, Metazoa, Arthropoda, Arachnida, Ixodida, Ixodidae. Bases 322 to 987 code for a protein of 221 amino acids. The transcript has 4 exons.